Molecule: messenger RNA, 1000 nt
Organism: Olea europaea var. sylvestris
Lineage: Eukaryota; Viridiplantae; Streptophyta; Magnoliopsida; Lamiales; Oleaceae
Product: RING-H2 finger protein ATL78-like
Exons: 1
Coding region: 58-726 (222 amino acids)
Biological process (GO): protein ubiquitination
Molecular function (GO): transferase activity
Source: RefSeq, a predicted model, not a curated record
AACCACCUCAGAAGAGAAUCUCCGUCAACAAAAUUCUAAACACAGUACAAAGAAGAAAUGGUUGCUGCCCCUUUUAUCUACUCCCAUUCAUCUAUUAUCAUUCAAGAAUUCUUGAAAAAUGUCCACUCAAGAAGAUUGUUACUCCAAGCUCCUCUCUAUAGUUCACCUCCGAUAUCAACUACAACAUCAAUUUCCCCGUCUAGUCCAGAAACUAGGGACAACACGUUCGACGCAAAUGUUGUAAUGGUCCUAUCAGUCCUCCUGUGUGCCUUAAUUUGUUCGCUCGGAUUAAAUUCCAUCAUAAGGUGUGCACUAAGGUGCUCAAGUUUAGUAUCCUCUGAUGAUACCUUAUCUGCUCGUCUAGCCAACACAGGAAUAAAGAAAAAGGCUCUCAGAACAUUCCCUAUAAUAAGUUACACCGGUGAUCUUAAUCUUCCAGGUUUGGACACUGAGUGUGCAAUAUGCCUCUCAGAUUUCGCUGCUGGAGAACGCGUUCGAGUCUUACCAAAGUGUAACCAUGGAUUCCAUGUCCGGUGCAUCGAUAAAUGGUUGAAUUCACACUCGUCUUGCCCUACUUGCAGGCACUGCCUAAUUGAAACUUGUCAAAAAAUAGUCGGAUGCAACCAGGCCAGUACAUCAACACCAGUAAUCCCACCGCCUCAAGAAGUUCUUAUCAGGAUUGCACCUUUACAAGAAGAAGGUUUGGUACGAAAUCAUCAAACUUAGCAUAUAUUUAGCUGAUUCUAUCAAGUAAUAGAAUGGGAUUACGGGGUUAGUUUUCUUUCUUUAACUUUUGUUUAUUGUUUUCCUUUUGCCUCUUGUUCUUCAAGAAAAUUAGAAAAUAGGGUCAGUAUAGUUAUAGGUGGAAAGUGGCAACAUUUUGCACUGAUUUUUGAAUUGGGGUAGUAUCAGUUUAGGCCCUUUAGAAAUUAGUGCUCCAACUGUAUAUAUGAUUGUAAGUAAUUUCUUUUCUGCUUAAAUUCUCAUUAAUGACUAUUGA